This is a messenger RNA of Bipolaris sorokiniana ND90Pr, 897 nucleotides long. RefSeq lists its product as uncharacterized. The coding region runs from base 104 to 670 and encodes 188 amino acids. Lineage: Eukaryota; Fungi; Ascomycota; Dothideomycetes; Pleosporales; Pleosporaceae. The transcript has a single exon. The record is from RefSeq and is a predicted model, not a curated record.
AAUCAACCCAUCAUCAAAACAAAGGGGCCAACACAUCCACUCCCCACACCGCUCACAACCCCCGCAAAGGCAAAAAAACACGCACGUGGAAUCGGCAUCGUGCAUGUCCAGCAUCUCACGCACAGUCGAUCCUUACAGCCCUACUAUUCCCGCCACCUUCCCCACCCCACCCCCGAUAUUCCACGCCCUACUGCUACCACCACCGAUCGCCCAAACCUACACAGGAAUAUCACCGAACACCCACCGACAAACGCUACCUACUGUCACCGAUCGCCCAGCUUACUCAAAUCAACCACCGAGUAACACCGACAAACAUCACCGACCACCUACGACCACCGAUCACCGACCACCGACCAAACACCAACUACUACUUACUACUGAUCGUCUAGCUUACACCAAACAACUCCCGACUGGCCAUCCCCCCGACCACCAACCGCGCAUCACCAACCCUAUACGUCCCCCAUUACCCCAUGCGGCAACUCCCGAGUCCACAACACAGAAAAAAAGAGGGGGGCCUGUACAACCGAACAGAGAAAAACUAUCCGCAGAACCACACACGAGGCAUCUUCGUACGCCUAUUCCGCGUAUUUUUGUGGAAUCAAGAGAAAUGAGGAGGACUAGGAGUAAGGAAACGAGUCAGGUAAGUGGAAAUAUGCAUGUGCGCUUUUAGUUCCGCGGGGAAGGUACCGCGGUGUAUGUAUGUAUGUGUGUGUGUGUUCCGCGGAAGAUAUCAACAACAGACGAGGAAAGUUACUAAGUUGGGAAAUUUGUAAAAAGAAAGAAAUACGUACAUGAGAUUCUUCCUACUUUCCAUCGCAUGUUGGGUAUUUCUCUCAUUCUCUGCUUCCCUUUUUCAUCUUUCACUCCUACUUCGCCCCCUCCCCCCUUUUUUUUCUU